GUGGAACGUCUUCUGGCAGAUCUGGCUCAGGGGACAUUACUGGAGAAGGUCAAGUCUCGAAGCCGCAGACUACCGCGAACCUUCUUCCUGGACUCCGCCAACAUGUUCGUCUAUUACGAGGGCUCUACUAAGAAGAAGAAAAGCGAUACGACCAGUAAGGACUUCUGCUACUCACACGUCUGUCCACAUAUUAUGUUGUCUGUGCACGGCAUCCAUCUCAUCAAGCGUCCAUCUACAUUGUUAUUAUUAUAUUCAAUGUCUUACAUUUUCUGGCCACACACGAGAAUCUUCAACAUAACAGUGGCAGGAGGGUGAUAGAUAUGUAUGUUGGAAGAAGAAACAAAAAGGAGGUUUGGGAGAAUUGCGAUAUAGCUAAAUGACAUCGAAACGUUGUGGAAUCAGGGGCGUCAUUUCAGUUGGUUUUUUUCCAGGUGGGGCGGGGGCCAAAACCAAAUCUUGGUCAGCUUGUUAAGUUAUUUGUAACUAGAGGCACCACAGUACAUAGCAAUUUAAAUAAAACCUGCAAAUUCAGGAAAAGGGGGGGGGGCGCUAAUGCUCCCUGCUCUACCAAAAAUGACGUCCCUGUGAGGAACAGUUCUAUUUUAAAAAUAUUAGUUAUUGUUUUGACUUUUCAUUCUAAUUUAUAUAAUAUUAUUGUUAUUGAAAGAUAUUUUUGUUGCAAUACUUCAAAGGCAUUUUUAUUAUUAUUAUUAUUUUUUUUGUAUUUUAAAUUUGAAAAUUUCUAAUGUCUCUGACUAUUACCUAGUUAAGAUUUCCAAAAUUCGUGAGGUCAGAGAGGGUGAAAAGGAUUUCUCCAAAAAUGUGAAA
Lymnaea stagnalis (great pond snail) is the source of this 828-nucleotide messenger RNA. Lineage: Eukaryota; Metazoa; Mollusca; Gastropoda; Lymnaeidae. The record is from the annotation of a GenBank genome assembly.